This is a messenger RNA of Pocillopora damicornis (cauliflower coral), 2813 nucleotides long. RefSeq names its product disks large-associated protein 4. Gene Ontology annotation, cellular component: glutamatergic synapse; postsynaptic specialization. Gene Ontology annotation, biological process: signaling. Gene Ontology annotation, molecular function: molecular adaptor activity. The record is from RefSeq and is a predicted model, not a curated record. NCBI's taxonomy places the organism in Eukaryota, Metazoa, Cnidaria, Anthozoa, Scleractinia, Pocilloporidae.
CUUUACACGAGGCGUUUUAAAAUUUGCUGAGCUUUCAUCGUUGUUUGCAGUUUUCUCACGGGUCAAACGCAUAUUGCUGAUUUACAAAAAUUUCAAGCUAUCCGUGACAUCUCCUGGGUUUCAAACAAGAGGCCUUUUUUUGGACAUUAUGCGGCUUUUUUCACCGUGCAGGUGGUAGUGUAUCGUAAACAGACUUGGGGUCGGUGCAUAACCACAAAGCCGGAUUCCACUCAUCUCCCUUCACUACGAAUUACGAAACGCCCAAAUCGUGAACAACGAAGAGUACUUUCGAGGGCGAAGGUCGUUUUAGUGGUUAUCUUGCCUAAAUUUUGCUGCACAAUAUCGGACCAAGGACUGUAAAAUCAAUAUAUAGUAUUUUAUAGGUGACGAAAUCUGCUUCAUUCAAUACGGACGUCGUCUGACUCGAGCAAUUCAGCACGUUUGUUCGUUCACCGUAUCUCGUGCGCCGGUAAAGCGAUCGAAUUUGUGGCGUUUUGUAAGAAGAUGAAUGGUAGUAUUCUUUUGAAUGGAAGUCAGAGAUCAGAAUUAGUUAUUUUAGUCAAGGGAAAACGAUAUAGACCUGUUAUGGCUUCUGCUCCCGCAAACAAGGAAAAUGUCUCUCCUGAGAAAGACAUGGAGUGUUUGUCAGACAGUUUCCAAAAGAGUCUUACAAUGAAUCAUGUCGAGAAAGAUGGACGUUAUUUUCUGGAUGUAAUGGAGAAGGAAAGCGAACGAUUAACGCGGCUUUGUCAAAUUGCAGAACAAGAGAUGGAGAGUAAAUCGCUUCCAGAAGACGCAUGUGGGAAAAUUAGAGCAGCCAAUGGCAAGGCCAAGCUCUUGGUCAAUAAAAAGUUCAAGCAAUUCAAAGGACUAUGUGAUACAAACUUGGUUGAUGAUGUGAACAGCAUGUUCUCCAAGAUUGAUGAACUACGUAAAAAUGGAUGGACCCUACCACAGACAUCUACUGAUGAGACUGAUUUUUCAAAACGCUCUUCAUUAACACGUCAGUCGUCACUAACGAGGCAAUCAUCAGUAGGGAAAGGUUCUAUAAGGAGGCAAAAAUCCAAAGAAGAAGUGAAAGCUUCUGAGGCUGAGCAGCGAGCAGCAGCACGACAAAGGUUAGCUGCUGCAAAACGAACAGCAAGACAAAGGAUGCAACAGAAAAGUAAUCCUCUGGACAAUGUAGAAAUAUUUUGUUCGCCAAAAAAGUAAAGUAGUUAUAUGAAAGAGAAUGUUAAGAGUCAGAGUAUAGUUUUAGAAGCAUAUUUAUUGAAGAAUUUUUUUAAAUUGGAGUACUGUAAGAUGCCAUUUAAAGUUAUUACUGAAGGUCUUUUCCAAUUUGCCAAAAUAAAUACAUAGUUAAAUGAUAAGAAUUAAUUUGUAAAGCUUUCAGUGCACAGGAUGUUAACUUAUUAUCAGGAUUUUCAUCUCUAAAGUUUGACAGAUACUUGUUUUGAAGGACUGUGAAAAAAGCUCAAGCCACAUUGACAUGUAGUUAUCAUUGUCACUUCAUUUAAACAACGGAGUAUGAAAAAAUAUGCUUUGAUAAUCAUAUAGUUUUUAUCUCUACUUCUAAAAUAGAUCAAUGGAAUUUAACUCUGAUCAUUUUUUUAAGGUUCUGAAGAGUAAGCUGAUGGUUUAAAAAAUUGUCUUAAUUGUGCUCAUAAGAAAAAACUUGGUCCUAUCUUUUCCAUCUCUUGACAAUAUGUUUCAAAACAGAACUUUUUGGCAACUGUGAGUCAUUUGGGCUUGUAAAUUUAUGUUCAUGUAGUUCAGAUUACUGAGUUGUUUUCAAAAUUGUGGCAACCAUAGUUGAAUUUUUAGCAUGUUUGUAGACUAUUUUGAAUAUUCAGGUUACUCUUUGAAAUCCUAAAACAUGGCCAGUACUAGCAAUUUUUAUAUAUACUUUGAAAUGGCAGCGAUAAAAAUUAUCUGGUUUCGUAAGCAUGCUUCUUUAAUUUUGCAUAUCUGACCAGUGAUCUAUACUUUUAGCCUCUAAACAUUGGUCUUUGUUGAGCUAACGCCCCCUGCUAGCUGAGUUUUCUUUCAUCUCAUUAGCCAUUUCCUUGGCAAUGAAAUUUGAAGAAAGAGAAAUAUUACCUAUUAAUUAUUCUUUGAAGUUAAAAGGCUAAGAUGUUAAUUUAAUACAAGGGUGUAGAGGUGUUUGGUGUUACUUAAGUCUUGAAGACAUGGCUACACUCAGAAAAACAAUAUGUAAGGCCAAAUUACAACUCUUGAAAUUUCAUGUUCACCAUUAACUCAUAAUUCAUUAGUGGAAUCAUAUCGCAUAUGGGGAAUGUAAAUAUGGGCAGUGGAACAUGAUAAGAAAUUUCUGCUUCUAAUUUCCAUUUUUACUUGGUCUUUAGAUAUGUGUGCAUCAUAACUUUAAACAUUAUAUUAUGAACAUUUUUGAGAUCAGUGUUGAAAAAAAUAUAUUUAUUUGCAUUUUUUUGUUGAUGGAGAAAUAUGAGAACGUUGGUGUACCACUUAUGUCCUGCUAGUGAAAGUAGCUUCAGAGUACAGUUUUCUCAUGCCUUUUGUAGUUGUGGACAUAGUGGAAGGAACGUGAACCCCAUUAUCUCACUUUAAGGGAUAGUUUGGUAAAAAAUUUAAAGAGAGGUUUCAAAGCUGUAUUACAGUGAGGUGAAAUUUUAGAUACUCUUUUGUAAAUUAUAAAAACUAGUUUAUAGUCUUUGUGUUCUACUAUUAAUUUUUUUUGUUCUUACAAGUAAGUUGAGAUCAAGGAGGGGAAGUGUUAACAACAACCCUACAUGAUUAUUUAUCGUGUUAAAAUAAAUUUGAUGUGCGAUGGC